AUGACUAGACCUCUGCGGCGGCCAGCUCUGCUGGGACAGCUCCUCCUGCUGUGGCUGCUGCUCCCGCCGCCUGUGCCCAGAGGCGAGGCUAGGAGGUCCAGGGCCUUGCUGCCCUGUCCCGCGGCCUGCGAGCCCACGCGCUGCCCCUCGCUGCCCACCUGCUCGGCGGAGUUGACGCCGGUGCUCGAUCGCUGCCGGGGCUGCCGCGUCUGCGCGGCGGCCGAGGGCGAGGCCUGCGGCGGGGCGCUGGCCUGGUGGUGCGCCCCGGGGCUGCAGUGCCGCGCGCCGCUCAGCGCUCCGCGCCUCGGCGGCGCCUGGGUCGCCACGUGCGGCUGCCCCGCGGCGGGGGCGGCGGUGUGCGGCCGCGACGGGCGCACCUAUGCCAGCCUGUGUGCCGCGCGCCUCCGACGCGCGCUCCCGGCCGUGCCGGUGCUGAAGGGCGGCUGCGCGGGUGGAGGGACCAGGAGUGUAGGCCGGCUCCGGAGCAAGUACAACUUCAUCGCGGAGGUGGUGGAGAAGGUGGCGCCAUCUGUGGUUCACUUGCAGCUGUUCCGCAGGUCACCUCUUAGCAACAAGAAUAUUCCUGCAUCCAGUGGCUCUGGGUUCAUAGUGUCUGAGGAUGGGCUCAUUGUUACCAAUGCCCAUGUCCUCACCAACCAGCAGCGGAUCCAGGUGGAGCUCCAGAGUGGCGUCCAGUAUGAAGCCACUGUCCAGGACAUUGACCAUAAAUUGGAUCUUGCACCGAUUAAGAUCGAGCCAAAUACUGACCUUCCUGUAUUGCUGCUGGGAAGGUCCUCUGACCUGCGGGCUGGAGAGUUCGUGGUGGCCUUGGGCAGCCUGUUUUCUCUGCAGAACACAAUGACUGCAGGGAUUGUCAGCACUGCACAGCGAGGGGGCAGAGCGCUGGGGCCGAAGAAUUCAGACAUGGACUAUAUCCAGACGGAUGCCAUAAUUAAUCACGGCAACUCUGGGGGCCCUCUGGUGAACUUGGAUGGUGACGUGAUUGGCAUAAAUACAUUGAAGGUGACCGCGGGAAUCUCCUUUGCAAUUCCCUCAGAUCGAAUUCGACAGUUCUUGGCAGAAUUCCAUGAGCGCCAGUUGAAAGGAAAGGCUCUUUCACAGAAGAAGUAUAUCGGUGUGUGAAUGCUGCCUCUCACUAUGAACCUUCUUCAAGAGAUGAAAAGGCAAGAUCCAGAUUUCCCUGAUGUGAGUUCUGGGGUCUUUGUGUAUGAGGUGAUUCAGGGAACAGUUGCUGAAAGCUCUGGGUUAGACCACGAUGUAAUUGUCAGCAUAAAUGGGCAACCUGUUACCACCACAACUGAUGUUACUGAAGCUGUUAAGGACAAUGAUUCCCUUUCCAUCGUGGUUCGUCGAGGAAGUCAAACUUUGAUCCUGACAGUCACACCUGAAAUAAUUAAGUAUCCAGCUUUAAAGAGAAAUCAUCUAACAAAACCAAAGCUAUAUUACCUGGUCAACUAUUAG
Messenger RNA from Odobenus rosmarus divergens (Pacific walrus), 1482 nucleotides. It is a transcript of the gene HTRA4, whose product is annotated as serine protease HTR4-like. Gene Ontology annotation, molecular function: serine-type endopeptidase activity; protein binding. Gene Ontology annotation, cellular component: extracellular region. The record is from RefSeq and is a predicted model, not a curated record. Gene Ontology annotation, biological process: proteolysis; programmed cell death; positive regulation of apoptotic process. NCBI's taxonomy places the organism in Eukaryota, Metazoa, Chordata, Mammalia, Carnivora, Odobenidae.